Molecule: messenger RNA, 972 nt
Organism: Opisthorchis viverrini
Lineage: Eukaryota; Metazoa; Platyhelminthes; Trematoda; Opisthorchiida; Opisthorchiidae
Exons: 5
Coding region: 1-972 (323 amino acids)
Source: RefSeq, a predicted model, not a curated record
AUGGAAAUUCGGAGACGAGGCCCACCUGAUGAAUCCAAAGAAGGACAAAAUCAGAAUCGUCCACUGCCAUGCCACCUUCUUUUAACAUUUCGCCCACCAUACUUUCGACGUUGUAAACAACAACUACAACUACACUUAUGUGGUAUGAUAGAUAUCCUUUCGGUGUAUAGCUGCUAUGUCACCCGAAGGAAGUACGAGGACUGGGAUACUGCCAGGUUGUCCAAGCCUAGACAAAGGAAGUCGAGAGGCAAAGGUCAGGUUCGAAACACGGACCAUCCGGUCAAUGUAACACCCUUUCGGUGCCUAGCCGCCAUGUCACUCGAAGGAAGCACAAGGGCUGGGAUACUGCCAGGUUGCCCAAGCCUAGACAGGGGAUGUCGAGAGGCAGAUCUUAGGCUCGAACAACGGGCCUUCUGGCCACUGUACACUAGUGUAGCAUCGGUCCUACUCUCUUGCACUCCGAAUUGCUGUACGGACCGAAAACCUGGCAGCUGCGCGCCGAGGACGUCAAAGGACUUUCAGUGUUUGACCAUCUAUGUCUUCGGAGCAUUGCCAAAAUCUGUUGGGAACAUCGGAUCAGCAAUGCUGAAUUUCGGGAGAAAUAAUUCAUCCUCGACAGAUGAACUGAUCACACCGCAUGGGUUAACGCUGGGUUGGCCAUGGGCUCUUUUCGCACAACCACGUGAAGGAUGGAAGAGCUAUAGGCGUCAAACAGUGACUUGGCACGGAAGUAUAGAAGCCAGCAAACUCAGCUGCGCUGGUCAUUGCCGUCUUCCUGGAUGGGGACCCCGAGACCGGCCACACCAGUGGUUAGGGACAUUGUCAGACAUGGCCCAGUCGCGUCCUCAAUGCCUUCAAUGCAUAGAUCCCUUCACGAUUCACCCACUUGACAGUUCUGUAUUUACGCGCGAAUUUAUGAGCUCCCGCCUCUCAUGCGCAGCUGUUUAUCCCACCUCCCCGAAUCAUCCGUGA